AUGGAUCGCUUAGCAAAUGCAGUAGAGCCGCUGGAGGCCGACGAGACAGAUAAUGCAGCCGAUGGACCAGAUGCGGCUGUACCAGUCCCCAGCGGCACCGGCUUCAAGCUCUCUUCGCUUCCACGGUCGGUCUACAUACCACCCUCCUCGGCUCGAGAUCAUCUGGCAAAUGAGCGCGUCUUCCUCGGUUACAUCAGGACAUCAAGCGCAUUCGCAAACUUUGCGGUGGUGAUUCUGCAGCUGUACAGGCUGAACCGAAGCUCAGCACCAGCGGACAGAUUAAGCGACUUUGACCUGGGCAUUCCAUUUGCUACGGCUACUUUAGUGAUCGGCACUUCUGUAGCGCUCAUCGGUGCCGCAAGGUUCUUCAUCUGCCAAAAUGCAAUGAUCCGGGGGAGAGCGAUUGGAAGUGGCUUGGUGGUUGUAAUAUUCAUCGCUGCAACGUCUCUUCUACUCCUUGUCCUGUUCAUCUUCACCAUAAUCGUCAAUCCUGAUCUGUAA
Molecule: messenger RNA, 501 nt
Organism: Exophiala xenobiotica
Lineage: Eukaryota; Fungi; Ascomycota; Eurotiomycetes; Chaetothyriales; Herpotrichiellaceae
Exons: 2
Coding region: 1-501 (166 amino acids)
Source: RefSeq, a predicted model, not a curated record